This is a messenger RNA of Physella acuta, 6734 nucleotides long. RefSeq names its product phospholipid-transporting ATPase ABCA3-like. Gene Ontology annotation, biological process: lipid transport; transmembrane transport. NCBI's taxonomy places the organism in Eukaryota, Metazoa, Mollusca, Gastropoda, Physidae. Gene Ontology annotation, cellular component: membrane; intracellular membrane-bounded organelle. Gene Ontology annotation, molecular function: ATP binding; lipid carrier activity; ATP hydrolysis activity. The record is from RefSeq and is a predicted model, not a curated record.
UUACCAAACCACAUCCAGUCGGGUGACGCUUACAGGCUCAGUCAAGCGUGUCCGUGCACUGUGCGUCAGUCGAGUGGUGAAGUGUAUUGCUGCGGACGUACUAGGCCCGGGGAAGGUAGGCUCAUGAAUUUCUGUUUUUAUCGUUUAAAUCGGUUUAAGGAUACGUUUAAGACGCUGUUCAUUUUUCGUUUUUAAAGAAACAGACAUUAGACCUACUACAUCAAGAAAUAGAGUAGCAGAUACAAAAACAGUCAAUGAAUUCAAGAUAAAAAUAAUAAUAAAACUACUGCGGACAGAAUACUACAAGAAUGGGAUUCUUUAGGCAAGUGGGACUUCUGCUAUGGAAGAACUGGCUCUUGCAGAAGAGAAAAAUUUGUGUGUCGAUAUUUGAAGUUCUUUUACCUGUUGGGUUUGCCAUUCUGGUUCUUCUGAUCCGUCUGGCAGUGAAAGCCAAAGAGUACCCUGACCCAACCUAUUACCCUACCAAAUCACUCAUAACAGACUCUCUAGUAAAUUCCCCUCAGAUCGGAUUUACACCCAACACACUGGACACCAACAAAGUGAUGGACAAAGUGUUAAAGAAUAUAAACACUAUGUCACAUAACAGCACAUAUGUGAAGUUUCCCUUUGACACAGAGGACGAUGCAGUCAAAUAUUUCCGCUACAACUCCUCACUUAUGCAGAUGGUGGUCGUGUUUGCUGAUGUCUCGGCUACAUCGCGGCUGCCCAAAAACAUAAAAUUUUCAAUCCGGCCUUACACAGGCAGCGCCAGGUGGAGGACUGAGCUCAACUUCCCAGUUUUUCAGAGUAACUCUCCAAGAAAAGACACAGACGAACCAUUGUAUGAAUCACGUGGUGUUUUGAUGAUGCAAUACCUGGUUGGCUUAGCAGUGACUGACUAUCAUCGCGAAGUGGAAGGCCUGCCUGCUGCCAACCUUACAGUAUACAAGCAGAGAAUGGCUUAUCCCCAUUAUAUUGAUGACCCCAUGAUUCUAAUUAUCCAAAACAACCUUCCGUUGUUCAUUGUAUUGAGUUUUAUACUCAGUAUAAUCAUCAAUACCAAAAAUCUUGUGUACGAGAAAGAAAGGAAACUUAAGGAGUCCAUGAAACUGAUGGGACUAACAAGCUCAGUCCACUGGGUAUCCUGGUUCAUCACCUACGCCGUCUACCUUGUCCCUGCCAUGGCAAUCUAUGCAAUCAUAUUCUCCAUCAAAGUGUCCAACGCAGGCUCCGUGCUGGCCAAUACAGACCCAAGUCUCUUCUUUGUGUUCCUGUUGUGUUACUCCCUAGCCAUGAUAUCUUUUUGCUUCAUGGUCAGCACAUUUGUACAGAAAGCCAAUGUGGGAGCCGCUGUCGCAGGUGUUUUGUUCUUUGGAUUCUUCUUUCCUUACUUUUUUAUGACCCAAACCUACGACACCCUCACCAGAAACAGCAAAUUGGGCGCUUCACUUUUGUUUAAUGUCGCCAUGUCCCUGGGAGCAAAUGUUAUAGGCAUACAUGAAGGAACAGGUGAGGGUGCACAGUGGAGAAACUUUUACCAACCAGCCACUGUUGAUGACAACCUGAGUCUACUGGCCUGUAUGAUCAUGCUGCUGGUGGACACAGCCAUACACCUCAUCAUCUGCUGGUACCUGGACAACAUCAGGCCUGGGGAGUAUGGCAUCCCUAAACCAUUCUACUUCUGCUUCACAAAAUCAUACUGGUGUGGAUCAAGCCAGGCCUCUGAUGCUGUUUAUCAAACUGAGAAUGAACACAACCGACGUUUUGAAAAAGAGCCCACGAAUACCCACCCGGGAAUACAAAUUUUGAAUUUGAAAAAGACUUUUGGAAGAAAAGUAGCUGUUGCUGGAACAUCCUUGAAUUUGUAUGAAGGACAAAUUACAGUUCUGCUGGGCCAUAAUGGAGCAGGAAAGACAACUACUAUGUCUAUGUUGACUGGCUUUAUCCCACCCACCAGCGGAACAGCAAUUGUGAAUGGAUUUGACAUCAGAACCAACAUCGCUGGUGUCCGAGGAAGCCUGGGCCUGUGUCCACAACACAACAUCCUCUUUGAUACCAUGACUGUGAGAGAACACCUACUGUUUUUUGCUAAGUUGAAGGGGUACCAAAGUCCAACUCUUGAAGAGGAAGUGAUUGCCAUGGCAAAGGAAGUUGGUUUGGACACCAAGAUCCACACUGCGUCCACCAACCUUUCUGGUGGUCAAAAGAGGAAACUUUCUGUUGGGAUAGCCCUGAUUGGAGGAUCAAAGGUUGUCAUACUGGACGAGCCGUCCUCUGGUAUGGAUCCGGCCGCAAGGCGCCAGACCUGGAAUGUUUUGCAGAGAGCCAGACAAGGGAGGACACUGGUGCUGAGCACACACUACAUGGACGAGGCUGACCUGCUCGGGGAUAGAAUUGCAAUCAUGGCUGAAGGAGUGGUCAAGUGCUGUGGCAGUUCCAUGUUUUUGAAAAAACUUUACGGCGCUGGCUACCAUCUAGUCGUGGUCAAGCUGCCCCACUGUAACGUUGACGAACUGACCCGCUACAUUCAGACCCACGUCAAAACAGCAGAGCUGGAGACAGUCAUCAACUCAGAGGUGUCGUACUUGCUUGCUGACAGUGAAUCCAGCAAGUUCCCCACUCUCUUCAAUGGCUUGGAUGACAACAAGGACAGGCUGGGGAUCUCAAGUUUUGGGACUUCAGCCACAACCAUGGAAGAAGUUUUCCUCAAGGUUGGAGACAGCGCUGUUGAUGAAGAUUCAUCCAUAUCAACACAGGACAGUGAUCUAAAAUCUGGAACAAAGAAUGGCAUCUUGAACCCAAGUUUCAACACUGACAAAGCAGGUUUUGAGGGAACAGAGAAUGGUGGGUGUCACUCACCAUUCAGUCUGACCAACAAGGUUGACGCACUCAAAGGUUACGAUGACUCCAUUGAUAUGAGCACUUCAGAUAUCAUGUCCUUCAACAAAGGUUUCCAGAAAAACACUGGCUUCCAGCUGAAGAAAUCCAGGUUCUGGGGCCUGUUUGUUAAGAAAGCUCUACACACCUGGCGCAACAGGGUGGUCACCUUUGUCCAGCUGCUCCUGCCUGUCAUCUUCACCAUCUUCGGACUGGCCAUUGAUAAAGCCAGGCCGAAGGGAUCGGACGAGCCUGCCCUCACUUUCAGUUUGAAAGAUUUUGGAAGUAAUUAUGUCCCAUGUGGAGCUUCAGAUGGUAACUCAAAGUUCAGGGCCUUGUACCAGUCCCAGUUUUCUGGCUCUCAAAUGGAGAAUUUUUCUCUCGCAGGGGGCUACACAUUUGACAACUACACACUAAAAAGAGCGGGAGAUCUCGGCACAGCCACAUUCAACAAGAGGAUGAUCGUGGGGAUGGGAGUGAUUGACAGCGCCACGGACAAUCUGGUGGUCACAGCAGCGUACAAUGGUCAACCGUACCACGCUCAGCCUAUCUCUGUCAAUUUCCUGAUGAAUACCAUUCUUCAGUUUUUUAUGAAUUCUUCCUACUCGCUCCAAACAAGUAUCAACCCCUUGCCCAAAGACGAGGAAGACAAAGCCAAAUUUGAUGUGACCCUGGCUUUGGGGGCUGGGUUUUCUGUGGGCUUGUUCAUUGGGUUUGGGAUGGCCUUCUUGACAACUAUGUUCAUUUAUUUCCUGAUUAAAGAGAGACAGGUCGGGGCCAAACACAUGCAAGUUGUCAGCGGAGUCGGGCCACUCUCGUACUGGAUCCCCACCUUCAUCUGGGACUUCAUUAACUACAUCAUACCAAGUCUGCUCCUGCUGAUUGUCUUCCUGGCCUACCAACAGUCUGCAUACCUGGAUGAUGGUAGAUGGGGAAUCGUCAUCCUCGUGCUGGUUAUAUAUGGCUGGGCUGUGCUGCCAUUCAUGUACGCGCUGCAGUUUGCUUUCCAGUCCCCUCCAAGUGGUGUUGUGGUUGUCAUCAUGUUGAAUAUCUUCUCAGGAAUCAUCACCACCACCGCUGUGUUUGUGCUACAAAUCCCAUCCAUCGGGACGGAAAGUAUAGCAGACAUUCUGGAUUGGGUCUUCGCUUUUAUAUUCCCCAACUACAACAUGGCAACCUGCUUCAUCAAGCUGUACACAAACUACUUGAACCUCAAGUCCUGUGCCUCUACCCAGGGUUUAUGUGCAAUGGGAAUGGUCUCCCCUUGCUGUCCUAAAACCUGUUCCAAAUCAGUUUUCUGUGUACUGUACCAAGAGGACUACAUGUCUGUUGAGAAGCCUGGCAUCGGAGUUUAUUUAAUACUUAUGGCUGUACAGGGUGCUGUGUUCUCAGUCAUUGUUCUGCUGAUUGAGUACCACUUCUUCCAGAGGAUUUGGUACUUAAUUCGCGGAGCACCUGAUUCAGGCCAAGAGCCACUGCCGUUUGACCACGCCGCCAGUCACGUUGAGGACAGCGACGUGGCAGCUGAGAGGCAGCGCAUCAACUCCUCCCCAGCUUCUGUGAUGAGCGCCACUGGAACAGAUUCCCUGUUGUUGGUCAACCUGUAUAAGAGAUAUGGAACCUUCGUGUCUGUGGACCACAUAUGUGUUGGCGUGCCAGAACAAGAAUGUUUUGGCCUGCUGGGUCAAAACGGAGCUGGCAAGACUACAACUUUUAAAAUGUUGACUGGGGAUGUCAUGGUGACUGGUGGAAAUGCCUACCUCAAGGGCAGUGAUGUUCGCAGCAAUAUUAAAGAAGUCCAAGCUAACAUGGGCUACUGCCCGCAGUUUGACGCCCUCAUUGACCAGAUGACCGGCAGAGAGACACUCUUCAUGUACGCCAGACUGAGGGGGGUGCCGGAGGAAAACAUUCCGUCGGUGGUCAACACUUUGCUGGACAUCCUCAUGUUGCGACCACACGCUGACAAACUAGCUGGACUUUACAGUGGAGGUAACAAGAGGAAGCUAAGCACAGCCAUAGCCCUGAUUGGUGACCCACCUUUCAUCAUGCUGGACGAGCCAUCUUCAGGCAUGGACCCUAAGGCCAGGAGACAACUCUGGAAUGUUUUGUCUCAGGUGCGAGCGUCAGGCCGUACUUUGGUAUUGACAUCACACAGCAUGGAAGAGUGUGAUGCACUCUGUACACGUAUAGCCAUCAUGGUGAAUGGUAAAUUCAUGUGCCUGGGCAGCCCUCAACAUCUAAAGAACAAGUUUGGCCAGGGCUACACAUUGAUCGUACAGUUAGGAGCCCUGCCAGAUGGAAGCACUGCACCCAAUGAACCUGUGAUAGACUUUAUUCUAGAGCAUUUUGCUGGCGCCAAGGUGUUUGACGACCAUCAAGGCUACAUCCACUUCCAGGUGCCAGACUCCAACGUCCGGCUGGCACAGGUGUUCUCCAUCAUGGAGGACCUGAAGAAGAACCUGAACGUGUCCGACUACUCUGUCCACCAGACCACCCUGGAGCAGGUGUUCCUCACCUUCACCCGCGCGCAGAUAGCGCCCAAGGAAGAGACCAAGCGGAGUGAGCUGGCCAAGAUCUGUUGUUGCUGCUGCAUCAAAGGGGGCUGUUAUAAAUCUUAAUAAUUGGGACAGACAUGCUUGUGUGGUUUUAGUCCAAUAUUAUUUUGGUCCAAAUAUAAAAUAAGUAAAAAUCCAGCUUAUAAAAGAAGAGAUAAGCAAGCCUGUGUAUUUUUUAGUAAAAACUGAGCAUGUAAAGGAACAGAUAAGCUUGUGCUGUUUUAGUCCAACUUUAUUUUGGUCCAAUUGUUAAAAAGGUAAAACCCAGCAUGUAGGCUACAGGAAGAGAUAAGCUUAUGCCAUUUUAGUCCAACAUUAUUUUGGUCAAAUUGUAAAAAAAGUGAAAAUCCAGCAUAUACAGGAAGAGAUAAGCAAGCCUGUGUCAUUUUUAGUCCAACGUUAUUUUGGUCCAAUUGUAAAAUAUGUAAAAACCCAGCAUGCGCAGGAAGAGAUAAGCCUGUGUCAUUUUUAGUCCAACAUUAUUUUGGUCCAAUUGUAAAAUAAGUAAAAACCAAGCACGUAAAGGAACAGAUAAGCUUGUGCCGUUUUAGUCCAACUUUAUUUUGGUCCAAUUGUAAAAAAGUAAAAACUUUGCAUGUAAAGGAACAGAUAAGCUUGUGCUGUUUUAGUCCAACUUUAUUUUGGUCCAAUUGUAAAAAAAAAAGUAAAAACGUAGCAUGUACAUAUGAGACAGUUAACUUAAAUUUAGCUUGCAAGUUUAAGCAUUGCUGUGCAAUAUUAUUCAUUUUGUUAUGUAAGCUCUUGAGUAAUUAUCUCACAUCUCAUUACAUAAUACAAUAUUAAUUGGAUAAAGUAAACUUGGAAUUACGUCUUUUUUAAUCGUGUAAAUAUUUUAAAUGGUGAUGUAACCAAAGUUUACGAGCACAAAAAAUGUAUUAUAUAUAUCCUACGUAAGAACUCCUUUUUUUAUAUUUUUUUUACAAUGUGAUGAAGAUGUUGCUUAAUUUUGUAAUUUAAAUAUAUGAAUAAAUAAAAAUAAAUGUUGAUUAGAUUUUUAAUUGACCUCAGAUUUGCCAUGAGACUGUUAAGUGGAUUACUUUUUUUUAUAAUGAUAGCUAGAUCCCGGUGGUUGAAGGUAGUUGAAUCUCAGUUGUUGGGGUACAUCUAGUCACAAAUUUUCUCAAACAGGUUUUCUUACAAUUAUUUUAGCCUACUCAAAUGGUAACACAUUCAAAACAUUGUUUUGUAGAUUGUUAGUAGUAGUUUUUGUUGUAGUUGAUGCUGGUUUAUGCGAUGGGCUUUGGAACUUAGUUCAUUAAUUCUAAUUAAUUUUAGAAAUAU